AUGACGUCGAAUCAACUGGUCGUCGCCGCCGUGCUGUGGUGGUCGUGUGCCUCCGCCGCCACCACCGACGUCUUUCCCGGUGGCCAAGUCGCGUCUGCAGCCAACACCGCCGAAGGACUGUCCAGCCUGGCCGACAUUUCACGGAUAAUCGAAGCUCAAGGGUUGCUGCUGUCGUCCGGCAAGCCGUUCGACUUGUUGGAAGCUUGGAUGACCGGUGACGACGGUGGAGAUCCGGCCGAAGGUCGGGGGAAAAAACCCAAACCAGCGAUGAUGGCCAUGACGAUGGCCGGUGCGGCGGCCGCCAGCAUGCUGAUGAUGAAGGCCAUGGCCGCGAUCAAGCUAUUCAUCAUACACGCGUUUUUCGCCACAAAGCUGGGUCUGGUGGUCGGCGCCUACCUGUUGGCGAGCAAGCUGAUGGAAAUGAAACAGUCGCCGGCCAAGAAGUCGGUGCAGGUCAAGUGGGUGUCGGCGCCCGCGCACUUUGACGAACAUCCCCCGCCCAUGAUGUCCCACUACCCUGACGCCGGCCAGUCGUCUUACGAACCUCAACAGGAGCAGCAGCAACAGCAACAUCAACCCGCCGACCAGUACGGACCACCGCCGCAACAGCAACAGUACAUGUCGUCCGGAGACUUCAACGGCGGCGGUGACAUGCAGGCGCACUAUUCGUUCGUGAGUCCGGUCACGUACAGGCCGACCAUGGUCAACCGCAAUCAGUCGGACAACAUAGCCAAGUCCGGCAGAGUGAAGUCAUAA
Molecule: messenger RNA, 756 nt
Organism: Macrosiphum euphorbiae (potato aphid)
Lineage: Eukaryota; Metazoa; Arthropoda; Insecta; Hemiptera; Aphididae
Source: the annotation of a GenBank genome assembly